Molecule: messenger RNA, 2048 nt
Organism: Amblyraja radiata (thorny skate)
Lineage: Eukaryota; Metazoa; Chordata; Chondrichthyes; Rajiformes; Rajidae
Gene: ugp2b
Product: UDP-glucose pyrophosphorylase 2b
Exons: 10
Coding region: 230-1756 (508 amino acids)
Biological process (GO): UDP-alpha-D-glucose metabolic process
Molecular function (GO): UTP:glucose-1-phosphate uridylyltransferase activity
Source: RefSeq, a predicted model, not a curated record
GACGCGUGGCGGUGGGCGGGGCUGGCGGACCAGCGGGAGCGCGCGUGACCUCUGGCGGGCGUCGGUGGAGCGCGCUCCCGCCCGGCCGUCAGUCGCCGCCCCUCCCUCCCUCCCUCCCUCCCUCCCUCCGUCACCCGCUCACUCACUCAUUGACUGCUCCGACCGACCGACUUGUAGCCGUCGCUGGCCCGCUGUACCGAGGCGCUGACACACUGAUCCAUCCGGCGACAUGUCGGGGGGUGCUUCUGUACCAAUAAAGUUAACGGCAACCAUGUCAAAAGGUGGGAUAGCCCAGUAUGAGUGCCAGCAGCUGGAAAGUGCUAUGGAGAAGGAGCUUGCCCAAUUGUUGGCAACUGCAUCAAAGACCGAGCAUAAUCAAGUGAAGAAGAAUUUUGAGGGAUUCCAGAAGUUGUUUCGCAGUUUACUGCAGCGGAAAGGUCCUUCAGUGGAAUGGGAGAAGAUUCAGAAGGCCCCGGAAGAUUCUAUUCAGCCAUAUGAUAAGAUUGAGCGACGAGGAUUGCCGAAUGAUAUAUCUUCGUUGUUAAGUAAACUGGUGGUGGUGAAGCUGAAUGGAGGGCUUGGCACCAGCAUGGGUUGCAAAGGCCCCAAAAGCCUGAUUAGUGUACGCAAUGAGAAUACGUUCCUGGAUCUCACGGUCUUACAGAUAGAGCAUUUGAACAGAACUUACGAUGCAGAUGUCCCCCUUGUCUUGAUGAACUCGUUCAACACCGAUGAGGAUACAAAGAAGAUAUUACAGAAGUACAAUCACUACGCUGUGAAAAUUCAUACCUUCAACCAAAGCAGGUACCCACGUAUUAAUAGAGAGUCCAUGCUUCCUGUAGCUACAGAUAAUUCCAGCACUGGCUUCAAUGCAGAAGCCUGGUAUCCACCGGGUCAUGGAGAUAUUUAUGCCAGCUUCUAUAACUCUGGUCUAUUAGACAUCUUUCUGGAACAGGGCAAAGAAUAUAUGUUUGUAUCUAAUAUUGACAAUCUUGGAGCAACAGUUGACCUGAACAUUCUCCAUCAUCUUUUAAAUCCACCAUCGGGAAGGCAGUGUGAAUUUGUGAUGGAAGUAACUGAUAAGACCAGAGCAGAUGUUAAGGGUGGGACCCUUAUUCAGUAUGAUGGAAAGCUGAGGCUGCUGGAAAUAGCCCAGGUACCGAAAGCACAUGUUGAUGAGUUUAAAUCAGUCACCAAGUUCAAGAUCUUCAACACCAAUAACCUGUGGAUUUCUUUGACUGCAAUUUCGAGGCUGCAACACCAAAACGCUAUUGAUAUGGAAAUCAUUCUAAACCCAAAGACGUUGGAUGAUGGCCUAAAUGUGAUUCAGCUAGAGACGGCCGUAGGUGCUGCCAUUAAGUGCUUUGAAAAUGCGUUGGGUGUGAAUGUGCCACGUAGCCGCUUCUUGCCUGUCAAGACCACGUCUGAUCUCAUGCUGGUGAUGUCCAACCUUUACAGUCUUAAUGCUGGAUCUUUGACCAUGAGCGUCAAGAGAGAGUUCCGAACUGUGCCGCUGGUUAAGCUGGGCAGUUCUUUUACCAAGGUACAAGAUUACUUGACCAGGCUGGAGAGUAUCCCAGAUAUCAUUGAAUUAGAUCACCUCACUGUUUCCGGAGAUGUUACCUUUGGGAAGCAUGUUGUUUUGAAGGGAACAGUGAUAAUAAUCGCAAAUCAUGGCGACAGGAUUGACAUCCCACCAGGUGCCAUUUUGGAAAAUAAGAUUGUUUCAGGCAAUCUGAGAAUCCUGGAUCACUAGGAAGAUGAUCCUGAAUGGCAGACAUCAACUGUGGAACUUAUUUCAUCAUGUGUUUAGUCACAGUAAUGCCAGAGUUGUGUGCAUUAAUCUGAUAAGAGUGUGAACAUGUCCUGCAUGGCAGCUCCUUUCAAAAUUGCAUACCGUUAUAAACUCCCUGUUUCUGAAUUUGGUUUUAAAUGCGUAACUGGAAGCUUGGUACUAUUUAUAUAUAGAUAUUAAAAUGUCACCUUUUCCUCUAAAACCAUCACUUGGAACAAAAAUGACAAAUUAUAAUAAAAAUCCACUAACUGUA